Molecule: messenger RNA, 1872 nt
Organism: Clonostachys byssicola
Lineage: Eukaryota; Fungi; Ascomycota; Sordariomycetes; Hypocreales; Bionectriaceae
Source: the annotation of a GenBank genome assembly
AUGGCUCCCCGUGGGCGCCGCGUUGAGUCCUCAGAACCCCAAGCUUUCCACCAGCUUGGAGUGCAAGGGCGAAAAACCGGUGUAUUCCUCCCCCCCACGGACAAGGUCGACAAGGACGGCUUCCAACCACUCGAGGACAUCUUCUCAUCGCCGCGGCGGGAGCCGUCCGAAUCGCCCAAUGGCGAUGACGCUAAUGACGAGGACGACGAGGGCGACGAGGAUGAGGAAGAUGGCGGCGAUGACACGGGGAGCGAGGAUAUGGAAAUCACAAACAGUGCUGGACCCGGGCCUCAAACGAUACUCAGAGCGCAGCGCAGGUAUCAGCCGUCCCCAUCCGAGACCCGAUCGCCAACUAAGAGAAGCGUUCCCGCGGGGCGUGCGCCCACAUAUCCCGGUCAAGAGUCUUCGCCGAACGGUGGCAGUAGGGAUGCGACAGUGACGCGCAACAUUGAUUUCCAAUCCAUCGCUAAGGGACGUGGGAGACUCAAUGGCAACCUAGGGGGCCGUCUGGAGGCAUCACGGGAAGAGGAAGAGGAAGACGAUGAUGAGGUAGAAGUGGCUCCCACUUACGACGAGUCAGCUGGUCCGCAGAAUGACGAUGACGAGGAAGAGGAGGAGGAAGAAGAGGUUCCGUCACCCCAACCAACAGCAGGGAAGAGAAAGCGCGGGAGGCCCAGGACUUCACUCCCUGAAUCCGAACCAGCAUCUGAAGACCGCAGGUCUAACACCCCCACCGCGGCACCACAGCAAUCUGUAAAGAAGAGCAGAGGAAGACCUGCAAAAGCGGCUAGCAAACCGGCAGGAGCCGUAUCACAGCCCUCGCAAAAGUCUCGGGGGAGACCGCCCCGAAAUUCCAACAGUAGUCAGGAAGCUGCAGAACCAGAGGAGGAAGAGGAGGAAGCACCUCGGCAAACCAAAAAGCAACGAGUGAAUGGAACUGCUAAGGCAGCACCUCCUGCCGAGGUAGCGCCAAAAGCAGCAGCACCAGCAGCAGCGAAGCCGAGGGGUAGGCCAGGCCGGAAACCGAAAGUCAGUGUUCCAGAUGGAGAUGCGGGAGAACAGUCAUUCAUGGCGCUGCAAAAGGGCCCUCCUCUACCCAAGCGCCGCGGCCUGGUCUCCGUCAAGCGUGAUCCAGACGCUAUAGUACAGACCAGAUCAGGCAGACACUCGUACCGGCCGCUUAACUACUGGGCUGGCGACCAGGUCAUCCAGGAGGUGGAGGAGCGCGACGACAUGUUCACGAACGACCGCGGGUUCGUGUCCAUGUCGAUGAAGGGGAUCGUGCGGAAUCCCGAGGACGAGCCCUCUGGCACGAGACGCGGGCCUCGCGGGAGAGGACGCCUAAAGGGGAAAUCCAGGCAGCUCAAGGCGGUCGACGAGGAGGAGGAGCCCGACAAGUGGGAAUCGGACCCGGGCCAGGUCUUUGGCGAGGUCAUGGGGUGGGAGCCCGAGUACGAGACCCAUCCGCCCGCCGACGACGACCAGGUUCCCGUCCAUGAGGACCUCAUUGCGGUGUCGGCCGAGGCGGUUCAGACCAAGGACAUCAAGGAUGCCACUUUCCGCUUCGCCAAGACUCUCACAAUGCCCUUCAUGGGCGCCGGCAUCGUCGAUCUACCCCCGGGAACGGAGAAGAGGCCGAAGAACUCGAGAAAAAUGCACAUGGUCUUCUUCGUCCAUUACGGCAAGGUCACCGUCACUGUCAACGAAUCCGAAUUCCGCAUAUCCGCUGGUGGUCAGUGGUUCGUUCAUAGAGGCAACUACUACAGCAUAACAAACGAGUCAAAAACAAACGCCCGCAUCUUCUUCUCCCAAGCCUGCGAGGUGCCCGCUCAAGCAUCUGGGGUAUCACCCGAUGACACCCAAAUGGGCUGA